AUGCUUCAGCUUGUGGACGGCAACUACAAAGCUAACACGACGCACCACCUGUCUCAGAUGGUGGCAGUCUUUCGCCAGGUGCGUCGAUUGUCGCGGUGCACAGUGGUUCUAGUGGUGAGUCACGACUCACAAUUUCUCGCCGCCUUCGCUAAGUGGUCAAUGAAAGGCCGUCUAUUAGUGUGGGCCACUAGACUGUUAGUGGCGACCCGCCUGACCCUUCCACAGCUCCAGCCACUUUUGACUUCUUAUUGGACUUACACUAUGAUGAACGCUGCCUUUCUAAGUCUAAACCAUGUUUCCUCCAGCUACCCUGUUUUUAGUUACCUGCCGUACACUCCGGCUGGGCCACAAGUGGUGCAUGUGGCCUCCUGGACACCUCUACUUGGCGUAAUUGUCACCGAGGGUCACAUGCUAUUUCCAGAAAAGUUUUCAAAUUUCUAUGGCAGCCAGGUAAAUGUGACUGCUCUGCCUUUUGCUCUAUUCUGGGAAGAGCGAAAAGGAACCGGUAACAUCACCUUGUACUCAGGCACAGACUACUAUACUCUGGCCGCCAUCGCGUCAGCCCUGAAUUUUACAAUUUAUGUGGUGCCCACCUCAUCCUGGACAGAGGUAACGCGCCUGGUCGAGGAGAGAGUGUCUUUCAUAGCUCCUGUCACUCACAACGUGAUGCCCCAUCGUACAGAAAAGUAUGACUUUACCUUUGUGUACGAGUUCGUAUCGAUGGACUUUAGUAUGGCGCCUCCCGGGCUACAGGCGCAAUGGAAAGCUCUAUACUACCCACUGUCUAGUAAUGUCUGGUUGUACACGCUUCUCGCUCUACUCGUCAUGCCAUUUGUCCUUUUCAUAGCUAUCAGGAUGAAGCAUACGAAUAUUUAUUAUAGUAGCGGUUCCACGCUGGAGAUCGGUGAGGUGUUCCAUGAUAUGACUGGGAUGCUACUGGGGCAGAACCUUCCUCCACGUCUGCCUAAAAUCUCGUCUAGCCGGAUCCUAAUCGCAACCUGGCUGGUGUUCGCUGUUGUCUUCACAUCGGCGUACCGUGGCAAUCUUACAGCGUCACUUACGUUGCCGAAGUAUCCUCCUCGACCAGAGACACUCCCCCAACUUGUCGACUCCGUUAAGAGAAUAACAAUGCAGCCAUAUGGACGAGAGUUUAAGAAUUUCUUCUCAAAGUCGGAAUCACCACUGUUCCAGAAGCUCGCAUACUUGAUAAAUAUUGUACCAAGUUUGAUGGAUGGUCAACGCCAAGCCGUCUCUAAAAAUCAAGCGCACUUGGACAACAGACGUUACCAGCUCUACAAUAUUGCCAAAUGGUUCACACGGCGAGACGGCAGUGAAAUGUUAUAUAUUGGACGAGAGAGUAUAAUGCCGGGACAAUCUGCCUGGCCACUGCCUCACGACGCCCCAUAUACAGCUGCGAUAAACCGUCCUCUCAUGGCUGUGAUCGAGGCUGGUCUGUAUGAAAAAUGGGCAUUUGAUCUUAUCCUCGAGGUUAAAAGGGAAAGCCGCAUAAAGCUGCGACAACAACAGCAAAAUGAGCAACACUCCGAUGCCCAAGUAAAAGAAGAUACGCUUUCUCUUUCUAUAAGUCACAUGCAGGGUGCCUUCAUGCUGCUUCUCCUUUGCCUCAUUUUCGCAAGCCUGGUGUUUAUUUGUGAACUCAACGCUACUGGUCUUCGGCAUAAAGGACACGGUUCAGUUUCCAAUAAUAACGAUUAUGAUUCGUCUAUGUAUCAAUAAGGAAAAGAAGUGUCGAGAUCAAGAAUAAGUCACGGAACUAAAGAUAAAUAAAAGGUAUUUUGAGACAAUAAAUUAAGAAUUGAAGAACCAAUCAGGCUACUUUUUAAACAUACAUAGCAACUGGCCUAUUUCGCUGAAAGGUCCCUUUAGAUAAUACGAUAUUCUUUCCAAUUGUUGUCACAUUGUGCUUUGUUCCUUAAAUUCUGAGCCUUUGUGUUUUAAGUUUAUGCUGUUGUACUGGUUGUGGGACUUUGUAUUAUCAUCUGCACGACACUCUCUUGAUAUGUAUUCCCAUCACAGAAUGAAUAUCAUAUCAGGAAUAUUUCAUCAUGUAUUACAUCAUGACCGAAUACUCAAUGAUAUUGAUUUUGGGAGAAAUCAUUACUGUAAUAAUAAAAUAUAUAUACUUUGGCAGUCAGCUGAUUGGCCAGGCUUGUCACUGAUAUCAAGAUGUCAACUAGGUGUUGUGUUGAACAGAAGACAGUUGCAUGAGUUGCUAUGUAAGUUUAAAAAGUAGCAUUUAAAAACCACUGAUUUUACGUUACCUUUACAUUUUCUUCACUGCCAAACACAAAUUCAAUUUUGUCACUUGUUAACCGUUUCCUCUAAGGCUACAUUACACACGAUAAUUAUCACUUAAUGACGCGUUACCAGGUAGCGAUCUUGGGAGGCAGGGGGAGGCGGAGGCACCCGACGGGAAACAGAUUCCGAUACAUACAAUUUAAACGCUAUUGUAUCGCAAA
Portunus trituberculatus (swimming crab) is the source of this 2480-nucleotide messenger RNA. Its product is annotated as glutamate receptor ionotropic, kainate 2-like. Lineage: Eukaryota; Metazoa; Arthropoda; Malacostraca; Decapoda; Portunidae. The record is from RefSeq and is a predicted model, not a curated record. The coding region runs from base 1 to 1737 and encodes 578 amino acids. The transcript has 9 exons. Gene Ontology annotation, molecular function: ligand-gated monoatomic ion channel activity. Gene Ontology annotation, cellular component: membrane.